Molecule: messenger RNA, 2097 nt
Organism: Nothoprocta perdicaria
Lineage: Eukaryota; Metazoa; Chordata; Aves; Tinamiformes; Tinamidae
Gene: GET4
Product: golgi to ER traffic protein 4
Exons: 9
Coding region: 50-1042 (330 amino acids)
Biological process (GO): protein insertion into ER membrane
Cellular component (GO): cytosol; BAT3 complex
Molecular function (GO): protein binding
Source: RefSeq, a predicted model, not a curated record
GGGCUGCGCGCGUCUGCGCCCUCCCCUCCCGCCCGCCCCCUCCGCGUCGAUGGCGGCGGCGAUUAUGGCGGCGGCGGCGGAGCAGGAAGCCUCGAAGGGCGGCGGCGGCAGGAACCGCGGCGGCGUGCAGCGCGUCGAGGGCAAGCUGCGCGCCAGCGUCGAGAAGGGCGACUACUACGAGGCGCACCAGAUGUACCGGACACUCUUCUUCAGGUAUAUGUCACAAGGAAAACAUGCAGAAGCAAGAGAGCUAAUGUAUUCAGGGGCUUUGCUGUUCUUCAGUCAUAACCAGCAAAAUAGUGCUGCUGAUCUGUCCAUGCUGGUUUUGGAUUCUUUGGAGAAAUCAGAUGCAAAAGUAACAGAUGACCUUUUAGAAAACUUGGCUAAAUUAUUUAGUUUAAUGGAUCCAAAUUCUCCUGAAAGAGUGGCUUUCGUAUCCAGAGCGCUGAAAUGGUCCAGUGGAGGAUCAGGAAAACUUGGUCAUCCAAAACUACACCAGUUACUAGCAAUUACCUUGUGGAAAGAGCAAAACUAUAGUGAAUCUCGGUAUCACUUCUUGCACUCCACAGAUGGCGAAGGGUGUGCAAAUAUGCUAGUAGAAUACUCCUCGGCCCGGGGCUACCGCAGCGAGGUGGACAUGUUUGUGGCACAGGCAGUCCUACAAUUUCUCUGCUUAAAAAAUAAGACCAGCGCAUCGGUCGUUUUUACGACAUACACACAGAAACAUCCGUCGAUAGAAAAGGGUCCACCCUUUGUUCAACCACUACUAAACUUCAUCUGGUUUCUGUUGUUGGCUGUUGAUGGGGGAAAACUAACAGUAUUUACAGUAUUGUGUGAACAGUAUCAACCUUCACUGAAAAGAGAUCCCAUGUAUAAUGAGUACCUAGAUAGAAUAGGACAGCUUUUCUUCGGAGUUCCGCCCAAGCAGACAUCGUCCUAUGGAGGGUUACUAGGAAAUCUCUUAAACAGUCUGAUGGGAACUGGAGAAGAUGAUGACGCAGAGGAUGGUCAGGAAGAUAGCAGCCCUAUCGAACUUGACUGAAUCUUUUUGUCCUCGGGUGCCGUGUAAAUCUGGUGAUUCGAUGACUCCAAAGACAGUUUGGGAAUUUGAAUCCUGCAGUUGUUUCUUGGCGCCUAAAAAGGGCUCCUCUGGUCUUUUAGAAAUGGUUGCUGAAAUGUUUAUAAUGUUCAGUCUAUAUUAUUUAUGUAAAAAAAAAAAAUAAAAAAAAAAGAAAGAAGGAAACCAACAAAAAGUAGCCCGAAGAAUCGGAGCAGUUGUUAGCAGGUUUCCGAUAGGGCGGCUGGUGACUUUGAUUAAAGUGUAGUCUCUGCGGUUCCUCCUGCAGUCCCUUUCGCACAGUAAUUGAGCCAAGCCUAAGGCCGGUCUCGCGCGUCGCGGCCUGCCCAGUACCCUCUUUAUUUGUAAUAAAAAAUAUUAAUUUGUAAUAAAAAAAGCCUCCCUGACCAACCCCUGCCGCCCCCACGGAGCAGCUCGAGAGGCAGGGGCAUUAAUUGAGUAACUUACUAGAAGGCUGGUGCCAAAAGUAGUGUGAAAUGAGCCAAAGGGAGGAGCUGGAGCAGGAAGGCGCCUCCCGCCUCGCAGCCUGGUCCAGAGCCGGCCCUGCCUGAGCCCACCCUGUGGAGCUGCUGGUUUUGGACAAGCACAAGGUGGAACUGCUGGGAGGGAGAGCCCAGCCGUGGCCCGUGGGUGAUUGGCUUCCAGGUGGAUCGCUCUGGCCUGGGUAUAGCAAGGUGGCAUCUCAAAUCCCUCCUCUGGCUCAUGGCUCUACCCCUUGGAACAGCUGCUUUUUCAGUGUAAGUUCAUAAGCAGCCGUCAAGGCAUUUUUAUAAGCGAAUGAAAUGAUUUGCCACAAGCAACGUAUGUGUUUAAACCACAGCUCUAUGUAAAGAAAAGGGAUACUGCAGAACUUCUUGUUCUUUACGAUAUAUUUAUUUUUCUUGGGUGAUUGAUUCAUUUAACACUUCCUGUAAAAAGAAUAAAUCAAUAAAUAAUGGAGUAACUUCAACCCCGUGGUAGGCAUAGCAAUUCUGCAUCUUCUCCUCUUUAAUGCAGCACAGCGGAUGUCAGUGGUACAG